AUUCUUUGUAAGAGGAAUAUUGAGCAUGACUUUUUUAUUCUAAAGUGGUGGGCAGGAAAAUUAAACUUUGUCGAUCAAAGAUACUAUUGCUAUUAAUUGUUGUAUCAGCUACAUUGUCCAUCAAAUACAUGAGUCAGAAUCCAUGGAAGGCCUAUUUUUAUUAUUCAUUUGCUCCCAAUUUCACUUCAUGUUGCUAACUUCUGCAGCAUUAGACACAAUCACUACAGAUAAAUCCAUUAGAGAUGGUGACACAAUUGUUUCAGCUGGUGGGAUUUAUGAACUUGGAUUUUUCAGUCCUCGAAAUUCCAAGAAUCGUUACGUUGGCAUAUGGUACAAGAAGAUAGCACCUAGAACUGUUGUGUGGGUUGCAAAUAGAGAGAUUCCACUGAAUGGCACUUCAGGAGUGUUAACACUUAAACCCAAUGGGAUUCUUGCACUUGUUGAUGGUUCCAAUGUCUCAAUUUGGUCAUCAAACUCAUCAAGAUCCUUAAAGAAUCCAAAAGCGCGGCUCCUGGAUUCAGGGAACCUUGUUGUUAGUGAUGGAAAUGAUAAAGGCCUGGAAAUUAAUUUCGUGUGGCAGAGUUUUGAUUAUCCAGGGAAUACUAUAUUACCUGGCAUGAAGAUAGGAAAAAAUUUUGUCAAAGGCAUGGAUUCUUACAUAACGUCAUGGAAGAGCGCGGAUGAUCCUACUCCCGGUGAAUAUGUAGACCGUGUUGAUACACAUGGAUACCCGCAAAUGGUUGUGUGCAAAAAUUCAUCUGUAGUUUUUAGCUCAGGCCCCUGGAAUGGUAUUGCAUUUAGUGGUAGUCCUAAUAAUAAACUAAAUACAUAUUACAGUUUUGAGUAUGUUAUUAAUCAGCAGGAAAUUUACUAUAAAUACAAGCUUAAGAAUGAGUCCAUACCCACCAGGGUGGUGAUCAAUCCGUCUGGUGUGCUAGAACACCUAACAUGGAUCAAGCGAAGUCAGAUCUGGUUUCUCUACUUGACAGCACAAUUUGAUAAUUGUGAUCGUUUUGCUUUAUGUGGACCUUAUUCAAGUUGCAACAUCAAUAACUCCCCUCCGUGUGACUGUCUGAAAGGCUUCGAGCCUAGGAAUCCUCAAGAUUCUGCAGCAGACUGGUCUAGUGGUUGUGUAAGGAGAACUUCUUUGGAUUGUACGCACGAUGGUUUUCUAGAAUUUACGGGUAUUAAGUUGCCGAAUUCUAGAAACUCCUGGUAUAAUGAGGACAUGAAUCUUGAAGAUUGCGGGAAAAUGUGCUUAGCUAAUUGCAAUUGUACAGCCUACUCAGAUCUUGAUAUUAGAAAUGGCGGGAGUGGAUGCUUACUAUGGUUUGGCGAGCUCAUAGAUAUAAGAGCGUUCAGCCAAAAUGAGCAAAACCUGUAUGUGAGAGUAGCUGCUUCAGAAUUAGACAAGAAGCGGAGGAGAAAACGGUCAGCUCUGGUUGCUGUUAUUUCAGCAGUGAUAGCAACAUUUAUCCUCGGUUUUUUAGCUUGGGUUUACUUCCAAAGAAGGAAAAGAAGAAGAGGUACAAAAGUUGAAAAUGAGGACAUGGAGCUUCCAUUGUUUGAUUUAGUUACUGUUACUAGUGCCACUGAGAACUUCUCUUCUGCUAAUGUGAUUGGGGAGGGUGGCUUUGGACCGGUUUACAAGGGUAUCCUACCAAGUGGGCAAGGGAUAGCAGUAAAGAGGCUAUCGAAGUAUUCUGGACAAGGCAUUCAAGAGUUAAAAAAUGAAAUUGUUCUCAUUUCCAAGCUGCAACAUAGGAACCUUGUCAAGCUAUUGGGUUGCUGCCUUGAAGGAGAAGAAAGGAUGUUAAUCUAUGAGUUUAUGCCCAACACUAGCUUGGACCAUUUCAUUUUCGUUCUACAUUGUGCAGAUCCAAGCAGAAGAGCUUCACUUUCAUGGAAGAACCGUUUUGAAAUUGCUAUAGGAAUAUCUCGAGGUCUUCUUUACCUUCACCAGGAUUCAAGAUUAAGAAUUAUUCACAGAGAUCUCAAGACCAGCAACAUUUUAUUAGAUAGUGACAUGAAUGCCAAAAUUUCUGACUUCGGCCUAGCCAAAAUAUUUGGUGGAGACCAAGUAGAAGGAAAAACUAAGAGAGUAAUAGGGACAUAUGGAUAUAUGUCCCCUGAGUAUGCUGUUGACGGGAAAUAUUCAGUAAAAUCAGAUGUAUUCAGUAUCGGCGUGAUCAUUCUUGAAAUAGUUAGUGGCAGAAAGAACAGGAAAUUUCAUCAUUUGGAACAUCAUCACAAUCUUUUGGGACAUGCAUGGCUACUUUGGACUGAAGGAAAGGCAUUGGAACUGAUAGACGAAUGUAUCAAAGAAUCCUUUUCAGAAUCUCAAGUGUUGAGAUGCAUCCAGGUCGGUUUGUUGUGUGUCCAAAAACUCCCGGAGGAUAGGCCAACAAUGGCAUCAGUAGUUUUCUGGUUAGGCAAUGGAGGUCUGGUUCUUCCUCAACCAAAGAAACCUGGUUUUUUUAUAGAGAGGAAUACAACGGAAUCAGAAGAGUCAACUGCCGAAGGAUAUGUAAGUAACAGCAUGUCGAUAACAGUUCUAGAGCCAAGAUAGACAUAAAAUCCCAAUUGGAAAAUUUGAAAUGUAGUCACUUUGUCUUGUUUUUCAACAGUACUAGUGUAUAUAUGACAGUAUGAAGCGAACUAAGGAGGAUAGUCGAGUAUUUCUGUUUUUCAUUGACAUGUAUUCUUUCUGUACUAUAAUGGACAUAAUGAAUUGGCCUAUUCUGA
This is a messenger RNA of Capsicum annuum, 2745 nucleotides long. RefSeq names its product G-type lectin S-receptor-like serine/threonine-protein kinase At4g27290. Gene Ontology annotation, biological process: recognition of pollen; protein phosphorylation. Gene Ontology annotation, molecular function: protein serine/threonine kinase activity; ATP binding. The transcript has 8 exons. The coding region runs from base 143 to 2569 and encodes 808 amino acids. The record is from RefSeq and is a predicted model, not a curated record. Lineage: Eukaryota; Viridiplantae; Streptophyta; Magnoliopsida; Solanales; Solanaceae.